AUGUCGGCUAUUAAGAACGUCACCAUUGUCGGCGCUGCGGGCAACCUUGGCGCAACGGUAUUCAAGACGCUCGUCGAUUCGGGCAAGUUCAACGUCCAGGUUCUGAGACGGCCGAAUUCCACGACUCAGUACCCUGCCGGCACAAAAGUCGUCGAGGCCGACUUCUCAUCCGUCGACGCUCUCGCUACAGCACUCGAGGGCCAAGAUGCCGUGAUUGCGCUUUUGGGGCCAACAGCUCUGAGCCUUCAGCGCCAACUGAUUGACGCCUCCAUCAAGUCCGGGGUCAAGCGAUUCAUCCCCUCAGAGUUUGGUGGUGACUUGAGCAAUGCCAAGAACCGAACUCUGCUCCCGUUCCUCGAGAAGGUCAAAAUCCAGGACUACUUGACCGACAAGUCCAAGUCCUCUUCCCUCACCUACACCUACAUUUACACUGGUGCUUUCUUGGACUGGGGCAUCGAAGGCAACUUCCUCCUGGACGUAUCAAACUAUCAGCCGACGAUUUACAACGGCGGGAACCAGGUGUUCAACUCUACAUCUCUGGACACUGUUGCCAAGGGCGUGGUCGGCGUGCUGGCCCAUCCCGACGAAACCAAGAACAGGGCCGUGUACCUGGGGGACGUCAAGAUAUCACAGAAUGACCUGCUGGCCAUUGCAAAGAAGGUGGCGCCCAACAAACCAUGGCAGCCUAAGCACACUGCCCUGGAUGAGGCCACUGCCGAAGCUGACAAGAGGUUGGCCCAAGGAAUUGUGGACUUUCACACCAUUGUGCCAUACUUGUAUCGAUCUAUUUUCGACCCCGAGCACGGUAGCGACUUUCAGAAGAAUGACAAUGAGCUCUUGGGCGUGCCUAAGAAGGACGAGAAGUUUAUCGAGCAAGUGUAUGCGAAAAAGCUUGCCUAA
Metarhizium brunneum ARSEF 3297 is the source of this 900-nucleotide messenger RNA. RefSeq names its product Bifunctional pinoresinol-lariciresinol reductase 1. The record is from RefSeq and is a predicted model, not a curated record. Gene Ontology annotation, molecular function: oxidoreductase activity. Lineage: Eukaryota; Fungi; Ascomycota; Sordariomycetes; Hypocreales; Clavicipitaceae.